Molecule: messenger RNA, 1356 nt
Organism: Closterium sp. NIES-65
Lineage: Eukaryota; Viridiplantae; Streptophyta; Zygnematophyceae; Desmidiales; Closteriaceae
Source: the annotation of a GenBank genome assembly
AUGGGACACUACACCCUCGCCCUCGCUUUUGUCCGCCGCCCACGUCUUCUCUCGUCGUUGUCGCUUGCCCCCGACACCCACUCCUUCCCCCGUCGCUCACUCUCUUUCCGCCGUCACCCUCGCUUUCCCCCGCCGCCCUCUCCUUCUCCCGUCGUUCUCGUUUGCCCCCGUCAUCCACUCUUUCCCCCGUCGCACUCGCUUUCCCCCGUCGCCUUUGGCUUUCCCCCGUCGUCCUUGCUUCCCCCGUCGCCCUCGCUUUCCCCCGUCGUCAUUGAUUUCCCCCGUCUCUCUCGCUCUCCCCCGCCGCCCACUCCUUUCCCCGUCUCUCUCGCUUUCCCCCGCCGCCCACUCCUUCUCUCGUUGUUCUCGUUUGCCCCCGUCACCCACUCUUUCCCCCGUCGCACACGCUUUCCCCCGUCGCACUCGCUUUCGCCCGUCGUCAUUGAUUUCCCUCGUCUCUCUCACUCUCCCCCGCCGCCCACUCCUUUCCCCGUCCUCUCGCUUUCCCCCGCCACCCACUCCUUCUCCCGUCGUUCUCGUUUGCCCCCGUCACCCACUCUUUCCCCCGUCGCACACGCUUUCCCCCGUCGCACUCGCUUUCCCCCGUCGUCAUUGAUUUCCCUCGUCUCUCUCACUCUCCCCCGCCGCCCACUCCUUUCCCCGUCUCUCUCGCUUUCCCCCGCCGCCCACUCCUUCUCCCGUCGUUCUCGUUUGCCCCCGUCACCCACUCUUUCCCCCGUCGCACACGCUUUCCCCCGUCGCACUCGCUUUCCCCCGUCGCACUCGCUUUCCCCCGUCGUCAUUGAUUUCCCUCGUCUCUCUCACUCUCCCCCGCCGCCCACUCCUUUCCCCGUCUCUCUCGCUUUCCCCCGCCGCCCACUCCUUCUCUCGUCGUUCUCGUUUGCCCCCGUCACCCACUCUUUCCCCCGUCGCACACGCUUUCCCCCGUCGCACUCGCUUUCCCCCGUCAUCAUUGAUUUCCCUCGUCUCUCUCACUCUCCCCCGCCGCCCACUCCUUUCCCCGUCCUCUCGCUUUCCCCCGCCGCCCACUCCUUCUCCCGUCGUUCUCGUUUGCCCCCGUCACCCACUCUUUCCCCCGUCGCCCUCGCUUUCCCCCGUCGCCUUUGGCUUUCCCCCGUCGUCCUUGCUUCCCCCGUCGCCCUCGCUUUCCCCCGUCGUCAUUGCUUUCCCCCGUCUCUCUCGCUCUCCCCCGCCGCCCACUCCUUUCCCCGUCUCUCUCGCUUUCCCCCGCCGCCCACUCCUUCUCUCGUUGUUCUCGUUUGCCCCCGUCACCCACUCUUUCCCCCGUCGCACACGCUUUCCCCCGUCGCACUCGCUUUCGCCCGUCGUCAUUGA